Messenger RNA from Trametes versicolor FP-101664 SS1, 3561 nucleotides. RefSeq lists its product as uncharacterized. The transcript is spliced from 4 exons. Lineage: Eukaryota; Fungi; Basidiomycota; Agaricomycetes; Polyporales; Polyporaceae. The coding region runs from base 1 to 3561 and encodes 1186 amino acids. The record is from RefSeq and is a predicted model, not a curated record.
AUGGACGACGAGGCUCCCCUCCCGAGCACUGUUGUUAGCAUCCCCGAUGUAUUCGGCGGUACGGCGUACAUACAACUCAACGGAGUUAGCAGCAUUGAAGCUGAGGAAGGCGGUGACAUGCCGCACCCCCAGGGCGAUACGGCAGCGGCUCCGACGGAGAGUGAGGGAGUCGAGGCCUACCUAGUGGAUGACGGCCCGACCACGCCGAUCUCAUGCAACACGGCUCAACCCUCCAGACCGCUCAAGAGACACCGGUCAGACUCCCCGCCCCUCCCCAUUGUCUCGAUCAAGAAGCACACCCUCCCCGGCCCGUCUGUCAAGGGAAAGGAGGUAGCGGGGAGACCCGCGAAGACCCCUGCCCUGCAAAACCCGAUCACCCAGCUCCCCAUCGCGGGUGGCUCCGGACACGCCGCGUCCGCACGGGAAUGGACAGCUCCUACCGCACCCCAGCUGACUGUCGCGCCUGCGGGUAUCCCUCUGUACGCUGCUGCGCCUACACCCGCGCCCGCGCCCGCCCAAGUGCUUGCAAGUGCGCCUGCGAUCGCGCCCACGCCCGCGCCCGCGCCUGAGCACGCGCGCGUGCCCGCGUCCGCGCCCACGCCUGCGACCGCGCCCGCACUCGCCCUUGCACCUGCACCCGCACUCGCCCUCGCGCCCGUGCGCCCGCCUGCGCCUGCGCCUGAGCAUGCUGGACCCGCUGAAGUCGUGGCAGGCCUGACUUUCGUGCCCACGCCGGCCAUGGCGCUCACACUCACCUCGACGUCCGCGCAGGCAGCUCAGGCGCGCGCCGGCGCGACACACAGAGAUCAGAACGCGAUGGCGCUCGGGGUGAUGCGCGCAGCUCUCCAGGGCAAAGGGCUACACGGAUACGUGUCAAACGCGCCCGCGAUCGCGAGUGCCGCCGCCACCAACCCCUCUGCCCUUCCCACUCUUCGCGACUCUAUCCAUGCCGUUAGAACCUCAGCAACGCCCACCUCCUCAACCCAACACGCUGCUCUCCGCGCGUUGGCGGAGAGCGACGCUGGGGCCCUCUACAAGUGGCAAUCUGAGCAAGUGCAGCAGUAUCUCCUCAACGCGGGCUACACCGCGACCUUCCACGUAACGCCAAACGACGCAUCUACCUGCACCGGCCCGCCCGCUGUCACACUAUCGGUCCAUCCAAUCACCCUCCCCCACGCAGCACAGCUCACGGCGCUGCCCAACGCCAAUGUGCUCCAGCAUGCGGCCGCGCGGGACAGGCCCCCGAGUUCGGCAAACGGAGGUCGAGCAGAGAACAGCGAGGUGAGCACCGCGCCCCUCACUGGAGCUGCUGCUAGCGAUCUAGAACGCGCACGCGAGGCCAUCCACACGCAAAGGGAGCAAGCGACGGCGCUGGCGAUCCAAAUGCAACAAGAGCAGUCGCUCCUGGAUAGCCUAGUGCUCAACGGCUCAUGUGGCGAGCAGAUGGACGUUGACGGCCCAUCUCUCGGCGCGACAUGGCAGCCGGAGCUAAGCACGAGCGGGCUAGUGUCCCAAGGUGCCCCCCCUGCCUACGCUGCGCCCUCGGCGGACGCGAACGGUUCAGGGUGGACCCUACCGGCGAAGGCCUCUGGCGCUGAACGUCCCUCCACUCUCCCCCGCCUACGCGUCCACGAGCUGCUUGCGAUGGGGGUGUGUGUCCUCCCCGCCCCGCUCGGCGACUUCCCUCCGAACCACAAGCGAGACCCGCUGGAUCUCGUACGAGGCGUCCAGAGUACGCUCCUCACGCGUCUGGAGGAGCAGAGCGACACCGCCUUUGGUUUUGAAGUGAACAUGCAAACCGACCUCGGGGAGGACGACGAUCUAGCGGACGCGCUCGAGUCCCUCGUCAUGAACACCAUGACCCUCAUCGCCGGCCACUCGAACUUCAAGAUCGUCCGACCGCAGAAGCCUAAGAAUCGAGUAGUAACUAUCGAUUUCACCACACUCUGGCUCGCGUACAACAUGACCCCGGACACGAAGAAUCGUUUCUUCGAGCAACGCGUCUGGCCUUUCUCGUUCCUCACCCUGCACAUGCACGAACUACGCCAGACCCCCGGGCGUUUCCUCGCCACUUACCGGGGCUUCCCCAAGGUCAGCGACGAUAUCAUCAAGCAGCUCGUUCUCCAGCAUCUCAAAUCUAGCACGUUGAUUGCGCUCACGGCGGAGGCGAUCGUGUCGGACUGGGAGAGCUCGGGCGAGGUCGACGCGAUGGAAGUUGCGAACCGCCUCAUGGACAGCGCCGACGUUGUCGUUCGGAUCAUUGCUGACAAAAGCGAGACGGUACGCUCUGCUACAGUCUACUGCGAUCCUCCGACAACUCGAUGCGAGAAGUGGAUGGAUUGGAGGGACGCAAUGGCGCUCAUACCCUUCCUGGGGAACCCGGAUAGCAAGGUGACCGUCCUCAGACCGAUCCGCUGCAUCGGGUGCCACGCAGGCGACCACCACCUCGUCAACUGCCCUUUCCCCGUGCUCGUCCCGGGCUGGAACGGCACCAUAGACCUUGGGGAUCUCGCGGUGAAGGCGAAGAAGACCAAGACCGGCGCGAAGAAGGCGGCGACCGCGCAUGCGUCGGCAUCGGGCCUCACCAAAGGUACCCCGCGCAAGGACCGCGCUGCGUCGUCGUCCACGACCGCGUCUGCAACAACGCGCGACGACCAGACGCAGUCGGAGGAUGACGCGAGAGGGGACGACGGACCUGCGCGUCCACGGGGCCGCGGGCCCAAAACGCGCGACCGUACGACGGAGCCUCCCCAACACCCGCGUGAUUCGCACGCGCCCUCGAAGCGUGAGCGAGAGCGCGACCGUGACGCGCACCUGCCUCGCCACGCGGGACCUCCUCCUGUGCAGGCAAGGCAGGGGCAGGAGUCUUACCCCACACCUGAGGACAGCGCAAACGGGUAUGGCUACUCGCGAGGAGGAUACGGCCCGCCCAUGACCAUGGGAUAUGACCAACCGGGUCGAGACUAUGGCCCUCCACCGUCGUACAACGCCCUCGACGCCCCGCGCUUCGACAUGGCGGCGAACCAGUGGGCGCAACAGCCGCGCUACGGCCCCGCGGGCUAUGUCCCGCCCGCGCAGCCGAGACAGUACGCGCAGCAACCGCUGCAGCAUCAGCCGCAGAUGCAGGCGCACUGGGUGUCGCAGGCGGGCCAGUACGCCGACAUGGAGCAAGCUGGGGAGAACGGCGGGGGCUACCACGGCCACCAGGGCGCCCCCCCUCAGCAUCAGCCAUACGACGCGGGACGCGGCCGCGGGGGCGGCCCGUACCGCGGAGGGGGAGGACGGGGUGGACGCAAACACAGCCGGUCGCAGGGGUACCCCCAAAACGGCCCAAAGCGACCGCGACGGAGAACGCGUGCGGCGCGCGGCCUCUGGAAGCGGGACGUGUUCGACAUCCACUGCCAUAAGCUCUCCAAGCACACUGCGCAGCGCCGCUACACUGCGGACACACUCUGCAACGAGAACCGCAGCUACGCGCCCCCGCCUACCCGCGGCGCCGCCCACGGUAAAUGCACGCCAAUGUGGAAGCUCAACACCUGCACCCAAGCACGAGAGCAAUGA